Botrytis fragariae is the source of this 582-nucleotide messenger RNA. RefSeq lists its product as uncharacterized. The transcript is spliced from 4 exons. Lineage: Eukaryota; Fungi; Ascomycota; Leotiomycetes; Helotiales; Sclerotiniaceae. The coding region runs from base 1 to 582 and encodes 193 amino acids. The record is from RefSeq and is a predicted model, not a curated record.
AUGUCAGAUACUACCACCAAGAACAAUGAUUUGAAUCCUCAUCACGAAGCUACCUCAUCGGGACUUGUAUCCAAUACCGUGGAACACCUCCGAAGUAAGAACUAUCCUCCUCCAAAGUCAUUCUCAACAGUAAGAGAGAGUAGCGCACCAACAACAGAAACUGAGAUCAAUGAACUCGUAGGAUCAAUCAAGCAUGCCAAUGGAAGACAGAGUAGAAAAGAUGUAGAACAAAGGGUUCACAAACCACUGGGGAUAUUGCAGGAGAUCUACAGAGCACAAUGGCGGUGGAGCAUUUCUAGCCAUGUCAGCAGUCCCGAAGAAAAUUUGCAAGCACCUUCUUCGGUGAAUAACGACACGAACCGUAACUUCCGUGAAGGUGUUGAGGAGAGACUAGCUGCAGCAGUUAAAAAGAAUGGGACGUGUCUAGAAGGACAGAUCUGCCCCGAUGUCAAAUGUCUUGAGUCGAGUUUUCUUUGGACCGCAACAAGAGAGGGCGGAUUGAAUCCAGAAAUGCUUUCAAUGAUUUUCUGGAAACAUUUACUUCCUUGUUCAUUCAAGAUGUUGCAAUUUCCGGUGCGAUGA